AUGGACAGCUGGACUCUCCAGGGGGACAGCUACUCCUUCCUGCGCAGUGCACCCCGACACAAUUUUAACCUGUGCCAUCGUGACGGCACCCCCAACCACGUUGAAAUCUUCGACAUCAUCAACGCCCCUAGUCAGCGCAGUGCCAUUUCCGAGACCACCUGCCUGUGUGACAUUUUUGGAGACGACUGUGACUCGUCGUCUCUCUCAAGCAGCCCUGCUGUAAGGGCUGUUGUCCCUUCCCAGAGGGAGGUGGACGAGACGGACGCUGCAUCACCUCUGGUGGAUGAUCUGAACGACUCCUCGGGCUCUUACCACACUGCACCGGGCUCCAGUGAAGGAGAGGAGGGCUUUGAAGAUUCAAGAGAAAGGCUUUACAGCCCCCUGUUGCAGAGUGAGUCUUCAGAGAGUAGGCAGCUGGUGGGUGAGGGACUGACCUCAGGGCUUCCAGAAGUUUCUGAGGAGAGAAGCCCAAAUUUAGAACCAGAAAGUAAAUCACCAAUACCUCAGGUUAUUACAGCAAACCCAUCGUCAUCAGUCCUGAACACUGGUGCAAGCACCCCCUCUCCUGGACAUAAUAGCCCCUUUACCCUCAGUACAGAGGGGAGAGCGUCAUCCUUGUCUUCUUCCUCAGUUGAUAAAAGAUGUUCACCAUCGUCACCUAGUCCUAGACAAGCUCACUCAGAAACGGAUCUAGGAAGAACCACUCUCACUUUCAAAGAUAGACCUCAGUCUGAAUCUCCAAGUCCCUCCCCUGAGCCUAGGAACUGUGUCAGCUCAUCCUCCUGUGAGUCAGUGAACACCGAGCUGUUACCAGAGUUCAGGGUCUCACAAGGCUCCCCUGAGCCAAGGAGCUGCAGCUUUAAUCAACCUAGCAGUCCCUCACCUGAGCCCACGUCCCAAGAUUUUUCUCUAGAUUUUACAGAAUCAGCGUUUGAUUCCAGAGCCACACUUUCAUCUCCUUUACCAUUAUCCAGUAUUACAGAGUUAUCAUCCCUGUCGAGAGAAACACUGGCCUCUCCUGAGCUGAGAAAUAGUCCCUACUCCCCGGAUACGCAAGAAUCAUCUCCUUUUUCGGAGCUCAGAGGGAGGGUCUCCCUGCCUGAUCUCCUCAGCAGAGGCUCCACACCUGAUAUUGAGAAGACCACUGAGCCGAUUUCAGAUUCUUCCACUGCCGGAGCAGACGCUACGUCUACUCCUGAGAGUCAAGAAACAGGAGAAAGCGCUGUAUCUACACCUGCCCCCCGACACACACCUCCCUCACCUGUUAUUUCAACAGCAACAUCUCCUGAGCUUGUGCAGAGUAGUGUCUCACCUGAAUUGACAAACAAAUCUCCCUCACCUGGCCUGCUCUGUCCUGCUUCUCCUGCCAAGACUGGGACAAGAACUCCGUCUCCCGACCCCUCGCAUAAAAUUAGACACAUUUCAACACCUCCUGAGAGCAGGACCCAGGUGUCUUCACCUGUGGUAAGGUAUAGCUUAUCUCCAUCAUCUGAGGUUACCAGCAGCUGCUCUCCCACAAAGCACAGGCAUACUGCUCCCUCACCUGAUAUUAGGAUUACAGCUUCCUCCCCUGAGGUCAGUAGGAGAGAGUUGUGUUUUGAGGUGGAAACAACACCAGUAUCCACUUUCCUAGAUCCUCACUUUGACUGUGCCUCAUCAAGAAGCCUCAAUUCGUCUCCUCACAUCACAGGGAUUUCUUACUCUGUUGUUCAGCCCGACGACAGGGACAUUUCAACAUUUAACGAGCUUUCUCGUCUCUCCACCCCAGAGCCUGAUAGGACAAUUGUGUCCCCUGAAGCAGGGAGCCCUACCCCGAGCAGAGACAGUAUACAGAGCAGUAUAGCAGAGUCCACCAGUUUACCAAGAGAUUCACCUCAUAUAUCGGACUUCACAAGCUCUGUCCUGCAGCCUGAAAUAACUCAGUCGCACCAAACAAGGUAUCAAACACCUUCCCCUCAGCCAGAGCAUCACACUCCUUUACCUGAGCCAAGAUAUCAAACCCCUUCAUUUGAAAAGUAUCAAAGUCCCUCGCCUCAGCACAGAAGUAGAGAUCCAUCACCUGUUGCCCCAUCUCCUGAGCAGAGGUAUCAUCAGCAUUCACCAGCCAUCCUCUCCACUGAGCACAGCCCUCAUUGUACCCGGCCUUCUCCUCCUCUAAGAUAUACACCUGAGGUUGAGGGGGAUUCCUCAUCAGUUGACAUUACAGAAAAACAGUGCCCAACACAUUUGGCAAAAGAGAGUUUGUCACCUGCAUUUAAACAACAGAACACAGAGAGAGAAGCAACACCAAAGGAGGCAAACCUUCAGGAUACCUCAAGUUUCCCAGAGGAAAAACAAACCAUUGGCCCCACCUUUGGUCAGAAAGAAGACUAUAAUAAUAAUCUCCCCAUUGAAAUAAAGUCUCCCUCUCCUAAUCUUCUAGUCUCCAAGGAAAGGAGUCCAAGUAUUUCACCUGUACACAAGGCUACAACCGCCUCACCUGUGCAGAGACUGGAAACCGCAAAGCCUCAAUUCACUACGUGUUCCUUAACUUCUGAAAGCAGCAGCUCAUUAAAAUCAGCCUGUACACCUCAGCCUUCGAGAAGACAGCUGUCAGCCAAAGUUAGAGGAGAAACCACAGAGAGGACAACAGAGGACAUGGCCCACCAUGUAAACAGAAGGCGGACUCCCUCUCCGCCACUCACCAGGUUUACACCUGUCCACAUCAUAGCUCCUGAGAAACCAUACAGACAGUGGCAAAACAGUAGCCGUAGCCCCUCCCAGGUUGUAGCACCCUCACCGAGUGGUAAUUUAAAGAAAGGGGUGACAAAUCGGGAAAGCCCCAAUGUUGCCUAUGUUGACAAUAAUAGCCAGGCCCAUUGGGUCAGGCAAGGAAGGCAAUUGGAGAUAGAGAGGGAAAUGCAGCUGGAGGAGGAAAGGGAGGUAGCUAGGCAGAGGCAAAUGGGUAGGGAGAUGGAGAGGGAGAGAAAGAAAAGGGAGGAGCGGGUUCCUGAAAAGGGGAAGGGUGGGCAGGGGGACGCCAGUUACAGAGGGGAACAGGCUGAGCUGUCAUUCAAUGCCAGGAAUAGAAAAGGGCCUGCAAGUCGCAGUACAGCUCCCACAAGCAGAGAGACCCGCCAGGGACUGCCAACAGUGCAUUCCUAUUCAGAGAGCUUACUUGCCAACAGGCAGCUACAGCAACAACAGAGUUUGCUUAGACUAGCUUCCCAACAAGACAGCAGAGGCGGUGCUCCUAGCAGAGGCGGUGGUCCUAGCAGACGGCGUCAACCUCCUGCACCACACAACAAGAGCAGAGUUCCUGGACGCGUGGCCGCAAACAGGCCCUGCCGGAGUUCCAGCUCCAGCAUGGGAAGUGAGCUUGAUGAGGCAGACGAUGAGGUGAAGUGGUUCACAGACUUGGCUUUCAGCAGCCUGUCAAGCCCUGAGGUAGAUUACCUUGACAUGUACAACUCCAGCCACCGUUCAUCUACCAACAUUUCUCAACCAUCUACACAGGAGAGCCCAGCUGGGGUCAGUACUGCCUGGCCAGCCUAUGCUGACUUCAGGGGUUCUGCUCCCAGGCUGGACAAUGAUGAACUCUACUUCAAGCAACCACCUGCAUACUACUCAGAUGGCCUAGAUCCAUCAAGGCGCUCUGAGAUGGGCAGUUUUGAGUGUGUGGAUGUGGCAGUGGAAAGAGAGGACUCAAGGAGGGUGAGAAGAGGAGUUCCAAAGAGACAGAUCCAGCUGAAAAGAAAGGGUAAUGCUGAAGGGAAGCAGGAUGAGAGCAGUGAAAAUAGUAGUCCUGGGUUACCAGUGAUGGUGGAAAGCCCCUCUCUAGAGACUCAUUCCAGAGAGACGUUCAUGAGACAACACAGUACACCAGCAGCAAUGCAAGAAUGCUAUGCUUCUGAACGCAGCCCUGAGCACAAUCAACAAAAUGAAAGAAAAUCCAAACUCCAGAAAUCUGCUUCUCUGGAUGAAACAUGCACUAAAACCAAGAUGGCCACCUGUCUCAUCAAGAGUGUGUUGUCCAAGAAGAUGCAGAGUGUUGACAAACAAGCUGAUAAGCAGGAAGGAGAAGAAGGGAGCGCCGAUUUUGAGGAAAACAGACGACCAACAAAGAGCGCAGCGGCACCACUCAAAGAGUCCCCACAACCUGACUCACAUAAUCUUAGUUCCAGUCUUCAAUCAGAUUACAGUCUUUCAUCUGAGGGUCUCCCUGUGAAGGCAGAGCGGAGCACAAAGGAUGAAGCCAAACCAUCAAAAAGCUUUGGAGCGAAAUCCAGUAACAGGCCAAGUUCAUCCAGCAGCAACCGAAGUGUUACCUUUUCACUGACCGAGAGUGAGGAGGCAGAUUCUCAAAGCAUGAAUAUAGCCUCAUCAAGGUCUGAAAUCAGAUCAGAAAUGGAGGUGCCAUUUGAAAGUAAACAGUCGACAACUGGAGUGCAACCAUUAUAUGACAGUGAGACAUGGGACGGAAGGGAGGGUGGUGACUCAGCAAAUGCCACUGCCGGGAACUCAGGAGCUCCUUCUGCCACUGGAGCCAGCAGCAUGCAGGUCAGGGUGACAAACAGAGACCAGGAAUGUGAAAACACUGAGGACCAUAAACAACUGCAACAGGGCGCCAAGGGCGCUUACAUGUCACAAACACAGGAGAUUACACUCAGAGCCGUGGAGAAAAAGAAAGCCUCCCUAAAUGUCUGUCUCACACCUGAGGCAGAGACAAAACCUGGGGCUUCUUCGCCAGAUAUCAAGGAGGAACGGCAAGACACCAAUGUAGGUGAAAAAAUAGACGAAGAAGGAAAUGAAAAAAAUAAUUUUAAGGUCCCCAUUCACAAAGUUAGAGAUGUGAGGCGGCUUGUAAAAAAUACAUAUAAUCUAUCCUUCAAGGCAACUAGUGCUGUAAUGCCAUCAAAUGUGGACAAAGAAAGGAUGGACACUUCAAAUGAGGAUAGGAGGGAAGAAAUAAAGGAGGAAAGGAGGGAGGAUGUCAUAUCACAGGAGAGGGGGGUAAGGCAGGAAAUAAGGAGGGAGGAGGAGUUCAGGGUGGAGAAGAAAGAGGAACAGAAAGAGGAGGUAAAAUACUCAACCUUAUCACCACCUCUUCAGAGCAAAGGAAGUUCUCUGUCUCGUCCACAGCCGAUGCAAAUACAAUACAAGGCUGUUUGGUUGAAAGAAGACAAAAAUAAAUCGUCAUGCAGCAAGAAAGACUCAGAGAACCCAGGUGACAAACCCCAGGCUGCUCAAAAGCUCGUCACACAGGUAAGCAGAGAAUCACCCAACGCACUUGGUUACACAACCAGAGAUGCAGCAGUUGCAAAGUCAUGUCAACAUGAUGUAUACAUGGCAGCGGGAAAACAAGAGACUAUGACGGAAAUGCAUAAAGUGUCGGACAAUGAGGACAAACCUGUGGUGGUUAAGACAGACAGAAAACCUCCCAUGCUCGGGAGCCUCCCUAAACUGCCCAGUAAGGAAAGAGAGGUGUCCACUGCUGUAGUGUUAAUAAGAGAUGGAUCUAGUAAGACCAAAACAUCUGCAUCUCCAGCCCAGGAAGAGAUUCCUACCCUACUCCAAGCCCCAGCUGCUUUGCACUCAUCUGGACCCACUACAGCCCACAGUAACCGUGCUAGCAGUGGCCACUCAGUUUCAAUGUUAUUAAAGGAGAAAGGCUACCAAGCUGACAUUGGAGCAGUGGUGGGUGAUCUGAAUGGACCUGGGACUAAAGGGGUUCCACGUAAGCAUGUGAACUGCCUAGAGAUCCCCCUUCAGACCACAACUCCUUUAGAUGGAGGUCGGCUCGAGUCUCAUAGAGAGAGGACAUUCUCCUCCUCAUCCACCACGUCUGGCCCCUCACCAGCGUCUGAUAAUACAGACACCUUUACAAAGACCAGAGAAGAUGAGGGUGUUAGCAUUAAGCCUACAGUAAAAGAAACACCAAAUCAAAUAAGUGCUUCUCCACUAGGGAAUACGCAGGAGCAAACACCACCUCCACCCAAACACAAGGAACCUGGAGAUUUUGAAGCAGUGAAAAGACUAGAUCCAACUGUCCCCCCGAGGUCCCCUGCAGUAAGGAGAUUCAGACCACAGCCUAUUGAGGUUAAGUCGCUGUCUAAAGAAACACAGAAACAAGAGACACCCACAAACAUUACAGGAAGCAGCAGGCCUCAAACCAUUGAGGUUAAAUCUAUAGCUAAAUCUUCUCAAAAGCCAGCAGUGCCUCCAAAACCAAGCUGCAAAUUCAAACCAGCAGAUUUAGGAGCAAUGCCAAGUGAAGUGCAGAGACCAUCAGCAACAACUGUGAAUCCACAAGGUGAGGAGAGGCCUCAAACAAUUGUUGUGUCCUCACCGACAAUCUAUAGAAAGAUCUCCAAUGAGUCCACGUCAACGUCAAACUAUCCAAGGAAACUUUCUGUGUCUGCAGUAUCCAGCCUCAAACCUCCACCUUGCAAAGCAACAGCAACCACCAUCUCCAAUCUCUCAAACCAGUCAACAGCAUCACCAGAAACAGGGACAUCUUGUGACAGAGGUCAGCAGCAAAAGCCAGGGGCCUCGCCUCAGAGCUCUAGAUAUACACAGAGACCCACAACCUUAGCUACAGCUCCGAUAGCAGCCACUGGGCCAGGUUUCACCUCAGCUCUGGGUCCAUUCUCUGACCCCAAACCAAACCCUGUCUCCGGACUGGAAUCGACUGGAGCCAACCAGCCAAGCCUGCCAGCUGUUGUGGAUCCAGCCAGCCAACCCCAGUAUCCCAGGAUGACAUACCCUCAUGAACAAGCUAUGCCGGUAACUUCAAACGGUACAAAACAGCCUGCAGCUGUUUCCACAACACAAGUGCCAGGAUACACACCCCAGCCAUGCCGCAGGUCGCUGUCCAGUGAGCGCUCCCAAAGGACAGAUGACCUGCGUUUUUAUGCGUCAGACGACCCUCCGAGCUACGAUGAAAGAGAGAGCUUCAGUCCCCUCAUGCUCCCAGAUCUGACGCCCAGGAGGUCAAAUCGCUAUCAACCCUCCCGCCCUCCUCCCUGCUCCUGCACAGCUGGCUGCCCUUCCCACCCUGGUCUCACCCCUCCUCACCAUCACCACAGCCCCCAUAACCUCACCCCUCCUGCCCCUCCACACUCUCCAGGCCAGGCGUUGCCUUACCAGGUGGCUCAGCCCCCUCUCCGUCUCCACCAGUGCAGACCUGACCCUCAGCCGAUGAGCUACCAGCGUGGCUCUCCCAAAUCAAGUCCUCUUGGUCCAAGUCAGCCAACGGCCAUGUACCAGCCUCUCCAUCAGCCUCCUCCCUGCCCUCCCCACCCCUCACUCAUGCAGACCUGCCCUGCUGAACGCCCACUGCAGCAACCCCAGCAUAUUGACCCUCGACGACCCCAUGUCCACAGAUCUCCCCAGCAACAGCUGCCAGGCAUGGCUGGUGCUCCUUACAGCGAUCCGGGCCACAGCCACUCUCCUGGCCUUCCUCCUAUGGAUCCCCAGUACCUGUGUGGACCUCAAAGCCUGGGGCCUUCCUAUGGCUCUGAAUAUGGGGGUGACAGCUCCAGUUUGUACUCAGAGAGUAACUAUGGACAGACGCCUCGCAGAGUGCUCAUGGAUCCUGAGACAGGGAAGUAUUUUUACAUCGAUGUGCCUGUGCAGCCCCUGAGAAAAAUGUUGUUUGACCCAGAGACAGGCCAAUAUGUGGAGGUGCUCAUCCCACAGCAAGCAAUGUCACAUUCAGGCCUUUAUCCUCCCUCAGCAGCCCCCUACACAUCUCUCCAAAACCCCAACAUGUACGCUCCUGCUCCACAGUACAUGCCCUAUGCAGCUCCUCCUCCCCAAGCCCAUCCCCAGGCCCAGCCUCAGCCACCCCGGUAUCCUGAGGCCUCUGCUGCUGCGACAAUGCACCCAGGUGGGCCUGGAGUCAGCUACAGGAAUCCCUCUGGUCAGUCCAAGCCAGAGGCCCAGAGACAUCCACAGCUGGACCAGAGCUACCUGGAGAGCAUGUAUUAUGUCCCUACAGGGAUGAAUGCAAGCCCCAAUCCCACCCCACCAGACUAUUACCACAAACAUCCCCCAAACCUUCCCCCAACAAGGGGGGAAAGGUCCUGA
Messenger RNA from Anoplopoma fimbria (sablefish), 8070 nucleotides. Its product is annotated as serine/arginine repetitive matrix protein 2. Gene Ontology annotation, cellular component: nucleoplasm. NCBI's taxonomy places the organism in Eukaryota, Metazoa, Chordata, Actinopteri, Perciformes, Anoplopomatidae. The transcript has a single exon. The record is from RefSeq and is a predicted model, not a curated record. Bases 1 to 8070 code for a protein of 2689 amino acids.